This is a messenger RNA of Biomphalaria glabrata, 1751 nucleotides long. Its product is annotated as 24-hydroxycholesterol 7-alpha-hydroxylase-like. Bases 165 to 1568 code for a protein of 467 amino acids. Lineage: Eukaryota; Metazoa; Mollusca; Gastropoda; Planorbidae. The transcript has 13 exons. Gene Ontology annotation, molecular function: oxidoreductase activity, acting on paired donors, with incorporation or reduction of molecular oxygen; steroid hydroxylase activity; iron ion binding. The record is from RefSeq and is a predicted model, not a curated record. Gene Ontology annotation, biological process: bile acid biosynthetic process; cholesterol homeostasis.
UCAACAUUUUUGAUACUGCUUCAAACAGAAAGAAAUUACCCCCAUUUUACAGUGGAUGGAUACCGUGGCUAGGAUGUGCAUUAGAAUUCGGAAAAAAUCCUUUACGAUUCAUAAACUUGAUGGGACACAAAACGAAUAACAGGAUAUAGGAUAGGCACCAGAAAAUGAGACUUUGCUAUCAGCAAGAAGUAUUAAUAAAAGAAGUUCCCAUUACUGGCAUUACCCUAUUGAACAGUCUAGGCCUUAGGGGGUGGCAAGUGGGCCAACUGCCCCAGGCCCCACGCCUGAAGGGGACUGCCAUUGAUUCCAUGUCUUCGUCUGCUUCGAAAACCAGAUCAUUGGGCCCAGUCUACACUCUCAAAGUUGCAGGAGAACGAAUGACCUUUCUAACUGAUGCCAAGGAUUUUCAUAAUUUUUUUCAGUCUACUGAUGUGGAUUUUCAAAAAGCUGUGCAAAGUUCAGUGCAAAAAAUUGCUUCAGUGACAGAAGAAGCUUUUUUCAAAAAUCACACCAAAAUUCACGACACAGUUAAAGGUCGACUCUCAUUUCAUAAACUUCCUCCAUUCUGUGAAACUCUGCACUCAAAAUUUAAGGAACACUUAGUGGGCAUCAAAAAUCAAAUAACAAUCAAAAAUGGUUGUGAGUUUGAAGCAGAGCUGAAUGAUCUGGUGCGCAGCACAAUGUACAAGUCUAUAAUGGACAAUUUGUUUGGUGAUGGAGUUCUCCCUACUCAUGAUGAGGCAGCAUUUAAAGAGUUUGAAAAAAACUUUUUGAUAUUUGAUGAACAGUUUGAAUAUGCUGCACGCCUGCCUAAAAUAUUUUUAAGGGAAUGGACAAAAUCUAAAAACUGGCUUCUCCAAAUGUUUACUAGAGUUACAAAGCAGUGUAUGCAGACCAUACCUGCUGAUGUUGAAAGUCGGUCUCUGCUUCAGACUUUAAUAGCAGUCAUUGAUGAUGAUUUCUCUCCAAACUGGUCAAUGAUGAUGCUCUGGGCCUCUUUAGCCAAUGCCAUUCCAAUUACCUUUUGGACUCUGUGUAUGAUAUACCAGCAUCAAAGAGUUCUCGAGAAGGUUCAGUCAGAAGUAAGACAAGUUUUAAAAGAGAAUGAAAAAUGUGAUGAGUCCACCUUAGCAUUGAUGCCUUACACUAGGCAGUGCAUCCUUGAAGCUAUCCGGCUGCGUUCUCCUGGUAUCUUUACCCGCAGAGUAAUCAAAGAGUUCAGAGUUAAAGGUUAUAAUAUUCCUGUAGGUGAUUUGUUGAUGGUCUCCCCUUUUUGGGCACAUCGAAAUUCUCAGCAAUUUCCUGAUCCGGAGGAAUUUAAGCCAGAAAGGUGGGAAAAUAUUGAGAAAAACUCUUUUCCUGAAAGUUUUAUAGCUUUUGGUGGAGGAAGAUAUCAGUGUCCAGGAAGAUGGUUUGCAUUGCUAGAAAUGCAUAUCUAUGUCAGCCUGUUUGUUAGUUUGUUUGAUUGUAAACUGCUGAAUGGAGUACCUGACUUGUGUGAACUGCACUUAGUUGGAACACAGCAACCUGUACAGAAAUGCCCUGUAGUGUUAAGUCUGGCCAAAUAAUGUAGAUGUUUGCUGAAACUUAAUAUACAAGUAGACACACUCUAUAUUAUAAUACUUCCUGUAUUUCAUUAUAUUGACUAACAGUUGUUAAUACUUUACUUUUAUAGUUUAUAUUUAUCUUUUUAUAUAUCUACAUAUUUUUAAAUUAUAAUUUAAAUGGAAUAAAGUUUUUCGACAAACAUU